AUGUGCAAUAUGUGCAAUCGGAUGUCAAAACACCGCAUAGCAGCGGCGAGGGAGAAGAUAUCUACUACUGCCGAUAUUAAGUUGAUUACUAGUGUCAGAGAUUUCUUUCAUCUCAGUUCUGAUGACUUCUACAGUCAAGUUGUUGCCGAAUUUGAAGAUAUUAUCCCUGUCAUUAAAACCUCCAUUGCUGGCUCUAGACAUGUUGGUCGUUAUUGUAUCGGAAACAAGCAUGGGCUUCUCUUGCCACAUACUAUCACACCUGAAGAAUAUCAGCAUAUAAGAAGAAGUCUACCUCAUGCAACUGUUGUGCAGCGCAUCCCAGAAGGAUUGACUUGUUAUGCGAGAUUUAUAGCAUGCAAUGACCAUGUUGCCCUUGCGCACACUGAACUUCACCAGGAAGUCGAGGAGUUGCUCAAUGAUGUCCUUAAGGUAGAAGUUUUCAAGCCGAAGGAUCCUUAUAGUUAUUUUUCUGGAACAUACUGUGCCCUGUCCAACAUAGGUGCUUUGAUCCACCCUCAUGCUUCCAAAGAAGUCUUGGAUGAACUUUCUGAAAAUCUUGAAGUUCCUUUUGAAGCUGGGACUGUCAAUGAUGGCAGCGUAACUUUAUUUCCUGGCAUGACAGUAAAUGAUUGGACGGCCUUUUGUGGUUCAACCACCACAAAUGCAGAGUUGCAGGUGAUUAAUAGAGUUUUCAAGCUGAGGAAAUGA
Molecule: messenger RNA, 708 nt
Organism: Vicia faba (fava bean)
Lineage: Eukaryota; Viridiplantae; Streptophyta; Magnoliopsida; Fabales; Fabaceae
Source: the annotation of a GenBank genome assembly